AUGUCGCAGUUUCGCGAUACUUUUACGAAAGAUAGCAAAAAAGAGCCAUUAUUGAGUUAUGAUGACUCAGCAUUUAUUUUUUUUGCGGGAACUGUUUUAAUUUGUGUAUUAAUUCCAUGUACAUAUAUAUAUAUUAAAAAUUUAAUUAAUAAAAUUUUUAACAAUGAUUAUUACAAUUUGAAAAAGUCGAAAAACAACAGUGUUUAUCGGUCGUGUGCUUGUUCCCUGUGUAAGGAGAAACAAGAAAAAGGAAAUAAAAGUACUACAAUAUGGGAUAAAAUAGGAUAUACGAAAAUAAUUCAAUUUUUUCUUUUGAUAAUAUUUUGGGGAUUAUUAGUUGUCUUAGUGAAAGAAAUGUUGAAUACGAAACCAAUGCAAACAUUUGACCCUUUUGAAAUACUAGAAGUGAAUGUUGGAGCAUCCGUAGGGGAAAUUAAAAAAGCUUAUAGAUUAAAAUCGUUAAAAUAUCAUCCUGAUAAGAAUCCAAAUGAUACGUCUGCUGCUGCAAAAUUUAUUUUAAUAACAAAGGCAUAUCAAGCCCUGACUGAUGAAAUAUCGAAGGAGAAUUAUGAAAAAUAUGGAAAUCCAGAUGGACCAGGUAUGAUGAAAGUAGGAAUUGGUUUGCCAAAAUUAUUGAUUGAUGAAAAAUAUCAACUGUUAAUUUUGUCCAUUUUUUUUUUAAUAUUUCUUGUAUUUAUACCUGCAACAUUUAUUAUGUAUUAUCAAAAACAAAAACAAUAUGGUCCGAACGGUGUUAAAAUUGAGACAUUACAAUAUUUAACAUAUACAAUAAAUGAAAAUAGUAGAGCAAAAGUAUACCCUGAAAUGUUAGCUGCUACGGCAGAAAGUAGAGAUAUAGAAUUUAGAGAAGAAGACAAUAAAUAUAUAAAAAAAAUGAUUGAAGAACUUGUUGAGCCAAAGAAAAGGACUUUUAAAGUACCUAUAAUAAUUAAAAAUUAUUUUUUAAUAUUAGCUCAUAUGCAAAGACGAUACGAUUUAUUAUCAGAAGAUUUAAAAAAUGAUUUGGAACAAAUUCUUAAAUUUUCUUUAUUAAUAACACAUAGUAUGAUAGAAAUCAGUAUAUUAAGAGAUUGGUUUUUAACAGCUCAAUCAGCCCUAACAUUUCGAAGAUGUUUAAUACAAGCUUUUGAUAUUAGAAGCUCUAGUUUAUUACAAAUUCCACAUUUUGAUGAAAAUACUAUUAAGCAUGUGCAUAAGGGAAAAUUUGCAGUAAAAGACUUACUAGAGUUUGUUCAUCAAAAUCACGAAAGUAGAAAAGGGUUAGCUGAAAUGAAUGAUAAUCAAAUACUUGAUGUUAAAUCAUUUUGUAAUGUUGUUCCAGAUAUAAAAAUGACUGCUGAAAUAUUGGUUGAAGAUGAAACACAUAUAGUAAAAGGGGACGUAGCUUCUAUUUAUAUUCAUAUUGAAAGAACUAAUUUACAAGAACAGGAAGCUGCAGGUUAUAUUCAUGCUCCUUUUUUUCCUCAACCAAAAUUUGAAGAAUGGUGGAUUAUUGCAACUUACAAAGGAGAUGAUCGUAUUUUAAAAUAUGCACAUGUAAAAAAUUGUGAGAAAAAAAUUGAGGAAAAAUUACAAUUUAUGGUAGAUAGAGUUGGAAAUUUAAGUGUUUCAAUAUUUUUAUUGAGUGAUUGUUAUUUUGGAUGUGAUAAAAAACUAGAUUUACCAUUUAGAGCCUACUCAUCUUCAGAGAUAAAAAGAGAAAUAUUUGUCCAUCCUGAAGACAUAGAAUUAGAUAAUGAACCAACUUUAUUUCAGCAAAUGCUCGGAGAUAUUGGAGGUGGGGGUGAUAGUAGUGACGAAGAAGAAGAUGAUGAUGAUAUUCAUGAAAAGAAUAAGAAAAAAACAAGCCCUCCGAAUAAUAAUAGUGGUAAAAAUAAUAGCAAUAAUAGUAAUAAUAAUAAUCAUAAUAACAGUAAUAGUAAUAAUAAUAGUAGUAAUAAUAAUACAAAUAAUAGGAAUACAAAUACUAAUAAAAGUAAUAAUAAUAAUAAUAAUGAUAAUAAUAAUGAUAAUAAUAACGAUAAAAAUAAAAAUUAUUAUAAAAGUAAUAAUAAGGGAAAAAUGUCCCAAAAUAAUACACCAAGUGAUCAUGAAAAUUAUAUUCCUGAGGAUGAUUCAAAUGACGAUUCUGAUGAUGGAUAA
Messenger RNA from Plasmodium malariae, 2163 nucleotides. It is a transcript of the gene SEC63, whose product is annotated as translocation protein SEC63, putative. The coding region runs from base 1 to 2163 and encodes 720 amino acids. Gene Ontology annotation, molecular function: RNA binding; transmembrane protein transporter activity. The transcript has a single exon. Gene Ontology annotation, biological process: SRP-dependent cotranslational protein targeting to membrane; post-translational protein targeting to endoplasmic reticulum membrane. Gene Ontology annotation, cellular component: Sec62/Sec63 complex. The record is from RefSeq and is a predicted model, not a curated record. NCBI's taxonomy places the organism in Eukaryota, Apicomplexa, Aconoidasida, Haemosporida, Plasmodiidae.